GUUUUGAGCUGGGGAUGCUGAAUAGCUCGGAGGAACGGCCAAGCGUCCCCCAAACAAAACCCGGCUACCGAGACGCAACGCCUGGGGCGUGCUGGGCUGUUUUUGUGUCCGGGGACCAGAGAGAACGCGUUGCGCCUUUAAGGAGUCAAGCCACGCCUACCGCUGAGAGCAGAACGCGCAGGUGCGGGAACCUGGGCCCGGAGGGCAGUGCUCCCUCCGGCUGCGGAACCCCGGCCUCUCUGGUGAAUCAGCCUCUGCAGGUGUCAGCAAACCUCAAGGAACAGGAUGGAUCUUGAUGUGGUUAACAUGUUUGUGAUUGCGGGUGGGACACUGGCCAUUCCAAUCCUGGCAUUCGUCGCUUCUUUUCUCCUGUGGCCUUCAGCGCUAAUAAGAAUCUAUUACUGGUACUGGCGGAGGACACUGGGUAUGCAAGUCCGCUAUGUACACCAUGAGGACUAUCAGUUCUGUUACUCCUUCCGGGGCAGGCCAGGACACAAGCCAUCCAUCCUGAUGCUCCAUGGAUUCUCUGCACACAAGGAUAUGUGGCUCAGCGUGGUCAAGUUCCUUCCAAAGAACCUGCACUUGGUCUGUGUGGACAUGCCUGGACAUGAAGGCACCACCCGUUCUUCCCUGGAUGAUCUGUCCAUAGAUGGGCAAGUUAAAAGGAUACACCAGUUUGUAGAAUGUCUUAAGCUGAACAAAAAGCCCUUUCACCUUAUAGGCACCUCCAUGGGUGGCCACGUGGCUGGAGUAUAUGCCGCUUACUACCCAUCUGAUGUCUGCAGCCUGUGUCUUGUGUGCCCUGCUGGCCUGCAGUAUUCAACUGACAAUCAGUUUGUACAACGGCUCAAAGAGCUGCAGGAGACAGCUGCUGUUCAGAAAAUUCCCUUGAUCCCAUCCACCCCGGAAGAGAUGAGUGAGAUGCUGCAGCUCUGCUCUUAUGUCCGCUUCAAGGUGCCCCAACAGAUCCUUCAAGGUCUUGUUGAUGUUCGUAUCCCUCAUAACAGCUUCUACCGGAAACUGUUUUUGGAAAUCGUCAAUGAGAAAUCCAGAUACUCUUUGCAUCAGAACAUGGACAAGAUCAAGGUCCCAACUCAGAUCAUUUGGGGAAAACAAGACCAGGUGCUUGAUGUGUCUGGGGCAGACAUAUUAGCCAAGUCAAUCACUAACUGCCAGGUAGAGCUUCUGGAAAAUUGUGGCCAUUCAGUGGUGAUGGAAAGACCCAGGAAAACAGCCAAGCUCAUUGUUGACUUUUUAGCUUCUGUGCAUAACACAGACAACCACAAGAAGCUGAACUGAGGCCGCUGCCACAACCUGCAUUGUGCACACAGCAUCUGCUCCCAUCCCCCAAACCUGACACAGUCGCCUCUCUCAGGGAUCCUGCCCCAAAUGCCGAUGGAGCAUCAAUGUCCCUGAGGAAGUCAGUCUCCUAGCCCAGUAUUCUUGGUUCCACAGAGCAUCAGGGGCUACAAGGAAACCUCCAACAUCUUUUUUCAGAAUAGAAACCUAAAUGGAACAAAAUAAAAACAUACCCACCCACAAAGCCUACUAGAUGUCUUCAACUUCAUGUCACUGAGAAGCCAGUGCUAAGCAGCCACCUUGGAUCAUGCUCAUCAAGGACAUUUUCUUUAAGACAUUCCACACACAUUAAACCUGAGCUGUUUUUUGUUGCUUCAGAUGUACCCUCUGCAUGGACAGUGGCUUCUUCUACAGGAGCCUUAGUCACCUAUUGAACUCUCUUGUUUAGAUCUAAUUCAAGUUUUGCAUAGAGGCCCAUGUGUGAGUGUAGCCCAUUGACCAUAAGAUAAGAGUUACAGCAAGCUGAGGAAGAGGUUUCUGUCCCUAGGCCUGAUACACAGACGUGGAAUCUCAGCCACUUGGGAGUCUUGAGGCACCAAGUUCAAGGCCUGCCUGGGGUACUGACUGAGACAAUUUCCAAAAAUAGAAAAGAGAGAAAUGUUUCUACCUUUUUUUUUUUUUUUUCCUUUUUUCCAUGUAGAAACAUACACUAGGGGCCAUUGUUCUGCCUCAGAACUUGCAGACUGGUGGGUUUGGGUACCUACAAAUCAGCUAUGCCAUGAGUGACCAGAACAAAGAACACCUGACAGGGUGGGUUUCCUAGAAAAAAAAAAUAUAAUUUUUAAAAAUAGGACUAAUAAAGCAAUAAUGUUCCAGACUUCUAUCUAAUCAGAGUGGAGUUCCACACCAAGCAGCUAGCUCAUGGGCAUCUUUUCUAGUCUGCUGCUCUACUGAAAACCCUUGGAUGUAAAAUACUCGCUUGUUAAUGAAUUCUGUGAAUUCUGUGAACAAUAAUGUGAUUGAAAAAACUAAGUCCAAACAGCUGUAAAAGUGAACACAAUAAUGUGAAAUAAAUUUACUAAGUCUAGGCUGGCAACACACAGGUGCUUUCCAUUUCUGAGUUCCUAGUGGGGAACAAUAUUGGUAGAUUUUCUGUUCCCUUAAAAAUGUGUUUAUCAUUGGGGACAUGUGAGGAGGCCGGAGGUUGACAGUUGACAUUUGUGUCUUUCUCAGUCACUUCCACCGUUUUUUAAAAGAUAGGAUCUCAGGCUGGAGAAAUGGCUCAGAGGUUAACAGCACUGGCUGCUCUUCCAGAGGUCCUGAGUUGGAUUCCCAGCAACCACAUGCUGGCUCACAGCCAUCUGUAAUGAGAUCUGGUCUCCUGUCCUGUAGGCGUACAUGCAGACAGAACAUUGUAUACAUAAUAAAUAAAUAAGUCUUUAAAAAAAAAAAAAAAGAUAGGAUCUCUCAGUGAACAUGGAUCUAGCACAGCCCUGGGAAUCCUUCUCUCACCACCUACCCAGCACUGGGGUUGCAGGCACCUGUUGAUGUGUCCAGUUAUUUUGCUUUGUUUUGUUUUUUUACAAGAUUGCUGGGGAGCCAAACUUUUGUUCUCAUACUUCCACAACCAGCCCUUUGCUGAUAGCCAUUUAGCUGGGUCUUAAAAUGUAUUUUUAUCAUUUUAUAUUUACUGUAGUCAUGUGUCUGUCUAUGGGGGUCGAUGCCUGCGUGCAGGUGCUUGUGGAGGCCAGUAGCUUCAGUCCCUUGGAGCCGCAGUUCCAGGAGAUUGUGCCCAGGGACCUGACCGUGGGUACUGGGAUCUGAACGUCGGUACUCUGCAAGAGUGCUAUAUGCUGGUAACUCCUGAGCUGUUAUGUACUCCAUCCUCCUAACUGUGUGUUUCUUUAACUUAUUUAUUUCACAUGCAUUGGUGUUUUGCUGGCACGGGUGUCUGUGUGAAGGUGUCAGAUCCCUCAGAACUGGAGUUACAGAUGGCCGUGACCUGCCAUGUGGAUGCCAGAAAUUGAACCCAGGUCCUUUGGAAGAGCAGCCAGUGCUCCUAACUGUGGAGCCAUCUCUCCAGCCUCCUGAGUGUGUGUGUAUCUUGUUUUUUGAAUGUAUAAAAUAAAAAAAUGUACUGAGCAA
Psammomys obesus (fat sand rat) is the source of this 3444-nucleotide messenger RNA. It is a transcript of the gene Abhd6, whose product is annotated as abhydrolase domain containing 6, acylglycerol lipase. The coding region runs from base 286 to 1299 and encodes 337 amino acids. The record is from RefSeq and is a predicted model, not a curated record. Gene Ontology annotation, molecular function: catalytic activity. The transcript is spliced from 9 exons. NCBI's taxonomy places the organism in Eukaryota, Metazoa, Chordata, Mammalia, Rodentia, Muridae.